Messenger RNA from Meira miltonrushii, 1071 nucleotides. RefSeq lists its product as uncharacterized. Gene Ontology annotation, cellular component: fungal-type cell wall. The record is from RefSeq and is a predicted model, not a curated record. The transcript has a single exon. Gene Ontology annotation, biological process: fungal-type cell wall polysaccharide metabolic process. Lineage: Eukaryota; Fungi; Basidiomycota; Exobasidiomycetes; Exobasidiales; Brachybasidiaceae. The coding region runs from base 1 to 1071 and encodes 356 amino acids.
AUGAAGUUUUUAGCAUCUUCAAUGGUCUUUGCCGCCGUAAUGGCAACAACAACUCUCGUCGCUGCAUCUGAGCAACCCAUGAACGCAGUUCAUGCUCCUGCUCUUCGCAGAGGCAACCACCAUCAAAAACGUAAAUGCUCGGCUGGCUCGAGUAAGAAGCACCACCACAAGAAGACCCACGGCAAAAAGAAGGAUCAAAAGUCAACUUCAAGCAGUGGUUCAUCUGACAACAAGAGCUCUGACAAUGAUCAAACUGCAUCAUCAUCGGGAAGCAGCAGCAGCAGCAAAUCAUCCGGUGCGGGUAGAUCAUUGAAGUUGAAGAGCAAACAAGGUUUGGCAUGGCCCAACGCAAACGGUAUGAACAUCAAGAACUUCAUGACCGGUGGUGUAAGCUUUGCUUAUUCUUGGGAUGCUACUCCUGGUUGGGACGGAUUCCCAAUUGACGAAUUGGUCUUCUGCCCUAUGUUGUGGGGUAACAAGAACGCUGACGAUUUCAUGAACAAAGUCGUCAAUGACCAAAACGGAAAAUUCAACAAGUACAAGUGUGCUAUGGGAAUGAACGAAGUCAACCAAGUCGGACAAUCAGAUAUGAGCGUUAGUGAUGCAUGCAGCAUGAUGCGUUCCCACAUCAUGCCUUUGGCAGACAAGGGAUGGUACAUCAUCGGUCCCUCAACAACAUCUGCACCCGACGGUUUGUCACAAUGGUACAAACAAUUCCAAUCCGAAUGUGGUGACGUGUUUGACCGUAUGGAUGCCAUCUCUUUGCAUUGGUAUGAUGUCUCCAUUGAUGCAUUCAAGAAAUACGUUGAAAACUGGCACAACACUUUCAAGAAGCCCGUUUGGGUUACUGAGUUCGCCUGCCAAAACUUCAACGGAGGCGCACAAUGCUCUAAAUCUGAAACUGAUCAAAUGAUGAAAGAGAUGUCUGAUUGGUUCAUGCAACAAGACUACGUCGUCGGUUUCUCACCUUUCGGUGUUAUGCAAAACUUGCAAGGUGUUAGUGAAGUGAACCGAUUGAGUCAAGGAUCCAACCCAACAAGCUUGUUCAGAAUGUUUGCUGAUGCAACCUAA